AUGAUGAAUCAAACAAAAAUCCCUAAUGAUAUAAUUAGUCAAUCUUCUUGUCGUUCAAGUCAGUCAACAACAACAAAUACAGAUGAUGAUCAAUAUGAAUUUAUAAAUCAAUUACCGUCAAAUAAUAAAACAUCUACUGAAAUAAAAGCAACAUUAAGUCCUGAAAUAAUUUCAUCAGCAACAUUACUUUCAACUCCACCAUUAUCUUCACCAUCUUCAAGUGAUGAAGAGGAACCUCUCCAAGGAAAAAAAGUAUUAAAUGUUGAAAAUUCAAAUCCACUAAUUAUUCAAGAAUCUGGUCAUUUUGAACCUGUCGAAAUGGCAGUUGAACAAGCAAAUUUAUUAGAAGAAGCCAGUCCAACUGCUUGA
Molecule: messenger RNA, 369 nt
Organism: Rotaria sp. Silwood1
Lineage: Eukaryota; Metazoa; Rotifera; Eurotatoria; Philodinida; Philodinidae
Source: the annotation of a GenBank genome assembly